AUGAAAAGAAUUCAGAAAAUUAGCAUAUUUACCCCAUUCGUGCUGGCAAUAAUUGGUCUAUUAAGCAAUGAAUUAAGACCAUUUUUUGCCCCUAUUUCGAUAUUAUGUGGGGCUGAAACUGUAGGAAAUAAUACGAGCAAUAAAAUAAAUAAUAGUAAUAUAGUUGAUACUAACAACUAUUGGGGAAACCCAUAUAAUAAUGCACAUAAUAACAAAGCACAUAAAAAAUGGUGGAGUGAUAAUUGGGAAGGAGAAUCAAAAGAUGGUAUAGUUUUAAAAGAUUCGAUCGAUACAAUUUUAGCAUUUACUUCUACAAAAAAACGUGAUAUUGUACUUAAACAUAUUGAUGAAUUAUUAAGUGGUAGAUAUAAUGAUUUAAAUCCAAAAAGAGUAUUAAUUAGAAUAUCAAAUAUAUUGAAAAACGGAAAUGUCGAAAGUUUGUGUAAUGCUAAUAAAUCAUUUGUUGUAAUUGGUUUACCACAUGUUAUAUUUAAUUGCGAUAUAUUUUAUGAUAUAAAAUUAGAGACCAUAAAUAUAUUAAUUAAAAAUAUAAUAAAUAAUUUAAGUGAAUGUGAAUAUAAUGUACAAGGUAAUAAUACAUCAUUUAUAACAGAUGGUUGUGUAUCCCAAUCUGAUCGAGAUAUAAUUUAUGGACAAAUUGACAAAACUGGAACAAGAGUAAGAUCUAAAAUGGAGCCAAGUAAUUUCUUUUAUGAUGCUAUGAUGCAUUGUUCUGUUGAUAAUUUGGGAUCGGGUGAAAAAACAAUGGCUUGUGUUCAAAAAGAAUUAUUAAUAAAAAAUGUACAAUUAUCAAGUACUUGUGUAGAAUGCUUUAAAGAUUCUGUUGAUUGCGGAAAAUCAAAUUGCUGGUUGAAAUGUUUAUUUGGAAACCCAUGCUCAAAUAAAUGCUAUAACUGUGGUGUAUCAUAUUGUAACGCUGAUUUAGUCAAAUGUACAGGACUUAAUGAUCUUCCCCCUGCCUGUAUAUAA
Messenger RNA from Plasmodium vinckei vinckei, 990 nucleotides. RefSeq names its product conserved Plasmodium protein, unknown function. The coding region runs from base 1 to 990 and encodes 329 amino acids. The transcript has a single exon. The record is from RefSeq and is a predicted model, not a curated record. NCBI's taxonomy places the organism in Eukaryota, Apicomplexa, Aconoidasida, Haemosporida, Plasmodiidae.